Molecule: messenger RNA, 447 nt
Organism: Cooperia oncophora
Lineage: Eukaryota; Metazoa; Nematoda; Chromadorea; Rhabditida; Trichostrongylidae
Source: the annotation of a GenBank genome assembly
AUGGAUACAAUUCCUCCUCCGCCCAAACUACGGUCCUGUAUGCGUCCACAGGAGAAGCUGCUGACAGAUGUUGAUCAGAACUCCCUAAGUGUGAAGGAUAGGAUCAAAUGGCGAGAAGAGCUGGAACAUCGUUCCGUUAAGAAGAAACAAGUGCGCUUCAGAGAAUUCGAAGAUCCUGAAAAUAAAUGCCGAUUCUAUACCCGACCGACUGACAGCGAUGUUUGUAGUCGUGAGGUGGCAACGAUGCAAAAUCAAUUGAGGGAUGCCACUCGAUACGCCUUAUAUGUGGACUGCCCUCUGUAUCGCGGACAACAAAUAAUUCGGCGGGUUAUGAGUCGAUAUGUACCGCCAGCAGCAUCAAAUUUCCAUAAUCAAGAAGCCUACCUGGAAAAAUUGGCUGGAGAGGUGGAUGGCUCCUUUAAAAUAUCGACCUAUAAAUUACUGUAA